AUGGCUCCCCUCUCCGACGAUACCACCAUGGCUCCCCUCCCCGACGAUACCACGAGCAGCACCCUCACCCACGGUAUCUCCAUGCUUUCCCUUAUCCGCAAUACCAAUAUGCCACCGAUCCUCAGAAUGCCAAAUGAGAUUCUCGGGGCAAUUUGCGCCCAACUAUGUUACCACUGCAAGAAUACCAUGGCUGGGAAAGAUCGUGCCCUCCUGCUCAAGCAGGCCGAGAACUUUCGGGAGCCGGGCCCCGGUCACAGCGCUGAGGAUCUGGCUGCCCUCUCGCAAACGAAUAAGCACCUCGGAGACAUCGCGCAGCACUACCUGCACCACUUCAUUUGCCUCGACAAGCGCAAGGACGAGGACAAAAUUGACGGCAUGGUGAUCGCCGCGAUGACAUUGAUCAAGCGGCCCGACCUCGCAGAGAGUGUGCGUUGGAUUUGGAUCUCGCACCAUGGCCUGCGACUCGACAGGGAGAGCUCCGACAUUAGUUAUAUUUCUCGCGCUGCCUUCAAUCUCUACAACCUUCGCCGAUAUAUGGACCACACGCUCUCGGACCUUUUCGUGGCGGUGCUCCUGCUGCGGGCACGCUUGGCCAACUCAGUCGUCCUCACCGGCCAGCGGAUCAAUGUUGAUAAUCUCGUCGAGUCCAUCUAUCCCGUGGGCGGCAGAGGGUGUCUCCGAGCCCUCAAGAUGCUCGCGUAUAUCCCGAAUAAGGAGGGGAGACAUAUGAGCCUUCUCCGCCACGGCUGCACCAACCUGCCAUUGGCAAUCGUGAAUAUUGCUCCAAACCUGGAGAGCAUUUUCACCGGCCCCCAAACGUGGGGCGAACUCAGAGUGGAGAGAGCCAGCUUGCCACUCAGGGCUCUUUACCUGCAUCGCCAGUUCGUGGGCGGCCUCGUCCCCAUGUCCCGAGAGGUAGCCAAUAUGCACCUCCUUCGCAUCAUGACCAUGAUCGCACCUACCAUCGGGCUGCGGGUGUUUGUCCUCGAAGUCGAGAUGCCGGACCCUUUCAAGACACUGAAGACGGACCACUACAACGGAGUCUCUCUGAAAGUCCUGGCCGUCCGACGCGUCCUCACAGAGCUCCGCUUCGAGAGCCGCUACACUCUCCGCAAGCUCUGCCUGAACAUGCCCAUCGCGUUCAACGACUUUGCCGAUUCUAGCUCCGCGCCCUCAUCAGCCAUCUCAACCGAAGUCUUCAAGCUAUCCGACUUUCAGAGCCUCGAGUCCGUCUACCUCCACCUAGACGGCCAGCUCUACGACUACAUGUUCCCGCGCCUAGAGCUACACAUUGAGAACCACGUCUCGGCAGUCUACGAGCUGCUCAAGGACCUGGCCAACGCCAAGCUGGCAGGCUCCUUUCCUAACCUCGUCGAGGUGGCUGUGUCGGGCCUAGAUCAGGAUAAACAUAUAGAGGACGUCCGGGCGCUUCUUGUCUUGAUAGGAGUCCGCUUGUCGCAGGAUCUGGUCGAUCCCGUGCACGACUGGGACUACAACUACGGAUAG
Lasiosphaeria miniovina is the source of this 1506-nucleotide messenger RNA. RefSeq lists its product as uncharacterized. The record is from RefSeq and is a predicted model, not a curated record. The transcript is spliced from 2 exons. The coding region runs from base 1 to 1506 and encodes 501 amino acids. Lineage: Eukaryota; Fungi; Ascomycota; Sordariomycetes; Sordariales; Lasiosphaeriaceae.